Molecule: messenger RNA, 1878 nt
Organism: Penicillium verhagenii
Lineage: Eukaryota; Fungi; Ascomycota; Eurotiomycetes; Eurotiales; Aspergillaceae
Product: ferric reductase family protein
Exons: 1
Coding region: 1-1878 (625 amino acids)
Biological process (GO): intracellular iron ion homeostasis; copper ion import; iron ion transport
Cellular component (GO): plasma membrane
Molecular function (GO): ferric-chelate reductase activity
Source: RefSeq, a predicted model, not a curated record
AUGGCUGCGCCUUUCUCGGAUCUCGCGCCACGAGGCUACGGACCGAAUGUGUCGUAUAUUUUUGAAUACUCGAGGGGCCUGAAUGGCGUGAACGUUCCCCUCGAUGUGCUGAUUGCCCGUGUGAUCUACUCCUCGAUCAUUGUCUUGGCCGUCAUUGUUUUCUCCGGCCGCAUCGCGCAAAUAAGCCACGCCUAUCUCCGUCUGAUUACCGCUUCUUCGUCAAAUCAGCGACAACAAACAUACUGGAGUCGCGAGCAAUCAACAUGGUGGGCCUGGUUGAAGAAACAAUUUCUAUAUGCUCCGUUGGGGAGAAAGAGACAUAACAGGGAGGUUCAGCUUUCGUCGGCUAUUGGGAUGGGUACCUUACCGUCCCGGUUUCAGACCAUCUUGAUCACCUUGUAUUUGACAAGUCAAGUCGUUUAUUGUCUAUUGCUCGAUUACGCAACCAAUGAGAAGCAAGCCCUGAUAGCAGAGCUGCGUGGACGCUCUGGGACGCUGGCAGUCUUCAACAUGGUGCCGCUUUUUCUCCUGGCGUCUCGCAAUAAUCCUUUGAUAUCCAUUCUGAAUAUCAGCUUCGACACAUAUAAUCUUCUUCAUCGAUGGCUAGGUCGCAUUAUUGUUCUUGAGACCAUCACCCAUACUGCUGCAUGGGCUGUUAAUGCUUGCGCCGAGCAAAACUUUAAUGAGAUGCUCGCACGUUUGAGGGAUACUCCCUUUUUUAGCUGGGGCUUGCUUGGAACUUGCGCCAUGAUUUGCCUGGCCCUGCACUCUCCUUCCCCAAUCCGCCAUGCUUUUUAUGAGAUCUUCCUGCAUUUGCACCAGCUAUUCGCCCUGUUGGCGUUUGUCGGCGUGUAUCUCCAUCUCAAACUAGACUCUCUACCGCAGAAACCCUGGAUUGAUGCCGUUGCUUUGAUUUGGAUCUUGGAGCGCAGCACCAGACUCCUCCGCCUUGCUUAUCUCAACCUCUCACCCAAACACGGAAGUACUCGUAUGACCGUCGAGGCCCUCCCAGGCGAAGCAUGCCGAGUCACCUUCCAUCUCCCAAAGCGCGUGGACAUCCAACCAGGCUGUCACGUCUUUGCCUACAUUCCUUGCGUAUCCUGGUGGAUGUCCCACCCCUUCUCCAUCGCCUGGGCUGAUCCCCGGAGCAUAACCAAUGACCACACGCAAUACCUCGACUCCAAACCAGACUUCACCCCUCCUCUAACCCCCUCCUCCAUCGAGAAACAAGGCUUCGAUCUCUCCUUCGAGCCUCUAGACAACCGCCCCCGUCCAACAGACAUAUCCCUCAUAAUAAGCGCCCGGCAAGGCAUGACCCGCGCUCUUUACAACCUCGCUCGCUCAAAACCAAACCAAACCCUCCACAGCUCCGGCUUCAUCGAAGGCCCCUACGGCUCUCACCCCGCCAACGCCGCAAGUUACGGCACCGCAAUCCUCUUCUCCGCCGGCGCAGGAAUAACCCACCACCUGCUCUACACCCGCGAUCUGCUUCUCCGCUCCGCCUCCGAAACAGCAGCAACCCGCCGCAUCUAUCUCAUCUGGUCCGUCCGCUCCACAGACCAUCUAGCCUGGGUGAGUAAAUGGAUGGACCAGAUAUUGAAAUUGCCCAUGCGCCGCGAUAUCCUCGUCGUCAAGUUGUUUGUCUCAAAGCCACGGCGCGCUGCGGAUAUCGUCUCGCCUUCUAAGACUGUGCAGAUGUUUUCCGGUCGGUGCAGACCUGAUGUUGUGCUGGAUGAAAUCAUGCCGAAGAGAGUGGGUGCUUCGCUCGUUUCGGUUUGUGGACCAGGAGCCUUUGCGGAUGAGGUCAGGAUGGCGGCUAGAGAGAGGAUUGGAAGAGGGGCUGUGGUUGAUUUUGUGGAAGAGGCUUUUACGUGGUAG